UCACUUCCUGGUGUGAAAUGAUGUCAACACGGUGUGCGGUCAUCUUGUUUCUUUUGUUUGCUCCUGGAGACAGGCAUGUUACUGCAUCUGUUGAGUUUCCAACGUUGGACCACCUACACACCAAGGUACCACCAGACAUCCAGGAGGCUGCUGUGAAGGCGCUAGCUACAAGGGCACUGGGUGAUAAUGCCAAAUUCUUUCAGUUCAAAGUAGAUUCUGAGUUAGGAGUCCCAAAUAGGGACUCUUUUAAGCUGCAAACAGUGCAGAAUGUCAUCCAUGUCACUGGUACAACAGGAGUUGCUGCUGCCUGGGGUUUACAGUAUUAUCUCAAACACUACCAGGGCUUUCACUUCUCCUGGGGUGGAGACCAGAAAACCUGGAGAGGAUUUAGACCAGUUCCUGAUCCUGGUAUAAAAAUAACAUCCAAUGAUAGGUUCCGCUACUAUCAGAAUGUGUGUACAUCAAGCUACUCCUUUGUGUGGUGGAACUGGACAAGGUGGGAGCGGGAGAUUGACUGGAUGGCCCUGAAUGGAAUAAACCUACCCCUGGCUUUCACUGGACAGGAGGCAAUAUGGCAGAAGGUUUAUCUCAAACUGGGUCUCUCACAAAAGGAUUUGGAUGAGCACUUUGCUGGUCCUGCUUUUCUUGCUUGGGGCAGAAUGGGGAAUAUGCGUGGGUUUGGUGGACCCAUACCACAAACCUGGUUAGACAACCAGCUAAAGCUACAACAUCAGAUACUGAGACGAAUGAGAGAAUUGGGUAUGCUGCCUGUACUGCCAGGAUUUGCAGGACAUAUCCCAGAAGGAUUUACAAGAGUGUAUCCUAAUGUCAACUGUACGAGGCUGGGUGGAUGGGCAGGUUUUGCAGAUCCCAAAUACUGCUGCACGUAUCUCCUUGACCCUAAUGAUCCCAUGUUUGUCAAAGUUGGGCAAGCAUUUAUUGAAGAGAUGAGUAAAGAAUUUAAUGGAACCAACCACAUCUACAAUGCUGACACUUUUAAUGAAAUGACUCCAUCAUCAGGGGCCCUGUCAUAUAUAUCUGGUGCUGGAAAAGCUGUGUUUAAAGGAAUGGAAUCAGGUGAUCCUCAAGCAAUAUGGCUUAUGCAGGCUUGGCUGUUCUUGAGUUCAUUUUGGAAUGCUGACAGGGCUAAGGCUUUGCUGACGUCAGUGCCACAGGGCAGAAUGAUUGUUCUUGACUUGAAUGCAGAGCGCCAGCCUUUGUAUGAACAGUUAGACUCAUUUGCAGGGCAGCCAUUUAUAUGGUGCAUGCUCCAUAACUUUGGUGGUGUUUUAGGGCUUCAGGGGCAGACAGAGUCUGUCAACAAGGGACCAUUCAAAGCCAGGGCAUACCCUAAUAGUUCAAUGAUAGGGAUUGGCUUGACUCCAGAGGGCAUCAAUCAGAAUGAUGUCAUCUAUGAAUUUAUGAAUGAAAACAUAGCCAGAGAGAAACCAGUCAACACCAUCACAUGGUUUAUGAACUAUGCUGACAGGAGAUAUGGUAUAAGCAGCCUUAAUGUUCAGACUGGCUGGAUAUAUCUUAUGCAUAGUAUAUACAACUGCACAGAUAGACAUGAUGACUUUUCAAACAACAAUAUUCCCACACAGAGACCAAGGCUGAGUCCACCUAUAAAACCUGAUGUAUGGUAUGAUCCCAAAGUUGUGAUUGCAGCAUGGAAAUAUUUUGUAUCUGACAGUUCAAAACUAAAGAGUAGUGAUUUAUUCAGAUAUGAUUUGGUAGAUGUGACAAGACAAGUAUUACAGCUGCUGGGACUGCAGUACUAUACCAUCAUGAUUACUGCUUAUAAAAGCAAAAAUGCAACUUUAUUUAAUACAACUAGUGGGAUGUUCAUAGAGUUGCUGACAGACAUGGACACCUUACUGUCCAGUGAUCAGCACUUCUUAUUGGGUGCCUGGAUAGCUGAUGCUCACAACAUGGCCGAGUCUGAGGCUGAGAGGAAAUUAUACGAAUACAAUGCCAGGAAUCAAGUUACACUGUGGGGUCCUAAUGGGGAGAUCCUAGACUAUGCUGCCAAGCAAUGGGGAGGACUGGUUGGGAAAUAUUACCUACCACGCUGGCUAUUGUUUAUCAAUCAGCUGAAGGAAGCAUUGUCAAAGGGGCAAAAGUUUAACCAAACUGCAUUCAACAAGAAUGUUUUCUCUCAGGUUGAGCAACCAUUUACAUUUGACACCACCCCCUUCCCUGUUCAGCCUCAGGGUGAUUCUGUUCAGGUAGUGAGAACCAUCUUUAAGAAAUAUUUUCCAAGCACAAGGUCAAAGUUUUUUAAGAAGUUGAAACAAUUUACUCCGCAUGGAAAGAAAUAUAUGAAGUAUGCUACACGAUGGCUGAAGAAAAAUCCUAGAGUGAUUAAUAAAUUGGUGGAAAAGUGGCAAAGAAUGAACACCAGACUGUAAAAUUGUUUUGUCAGAAUGAAGCUUUCUGAUACAUCCAUACCCUGUUAUCUGGGAACUCAAAGUGCAGCAGAGAUUUCUGGACAGACAGAUUUAGUGCAUUAUAGUUUUUGGUUUAAAGUCUGAUAUGCAUGUUAUGCAAUGGAAGUGCCAAAAUUUUAGAGGAAGAGAAAGUAACAUAAAGGCAAUAAUGUCAUUUACAAUUAUGCAAUCCAUCACAAAUUAUGAAAUGUAUUUUUUGGAAUCUAAAUAGUAAUUAUCUUUAUAUUAGAGUCAAUUUUUAAAGACUCAAAAGUAAGUGCUAGUGUAAAAAUUUAAUUUCAUUUGAUCUGGUAGUUUUGCUGAAUUAUAUUCUUACUGCUUGAUGAUUACAUUGUAGUGUUUUCAACACUGCUUCUUUGCAGCCUUGCAAAAGGAUAUGAGCUGACCAAGUAUAGGCAUAAUAUGCAUGCAUAAUGAACUUUUUUUAUUAUACUCAAAUUGUUAUAUAUUGUUACAGUAUAUGUAUCCAGUAUGUAUUAAUGACUCAAGAAAAUGACAACUUACAUUUUCAUUCAGGUGCCUCAUAUACAGUUUCAGUUGCAGCACAUGCAUAAAUGACCAAGAUUAACCUAUCAUGUGAGUUGCAACAUGCUUCCAAAUAUCACAAAUGAUAUCAUUGUGUCAUAACAUUUCCAAUAACAGGAGGUAAUAAUAAAGAUGCAACAUACUCCUGAGCAAAUUUGGGGUCCUACUUUUGAAUCUCUGCUUAUACAUAUACGCCAAAAUCAUCUUAUUUCUCAUGAGUGCAAUUCUGGGACAUUAGGGUUUUGCAGCUAUGAUAAUAUGAUCAGAUUUGUCCAAAUACACCCCUUGUAAAAGUACAUAAAUGAUAUGAUGAAAGGCAGUGUACUGACCUACCAUUUCUUUAUUGUGAUGGAGGGAUUAGCAUGAUUCACCUAAGGCUCUGACUGGCUACUGUCAUUUAUGACCAAUGUUUGAGAGUUAAUAUUUGCUUUUAGAGGAUGGGCAGCUGAGGUAAAUACAAUGAUGUCCAUCGUGUUAUCUGGAAAAUGUGGAGGUC
Molecule: messenger RNA, 3471 nt
Organism: Lingula anatina
Lineage: Eukaryota; Metazoa; Brachiopoda; Lingulata; Lingulida; Lingulidae
Product: alpha-N-acetylglucosaminidase
Source: RefSeq, a predicted model, not a curated record